AAAAAAAACUCUAAAUCAAUAUUACAUUUGGUUGCAAAAAAGAUAUUACAUAAUGGACGAGUCAGGAAUCGAACCAGAGACCUAUCGCAUGCGAAGCGAACGCGCUACCAACUGCGCCACACGCCCAGUAUCACCAACUAAAGAAAAAAUUAGCUUUUAAAAACGGCUUAUAACAUCCGUACACCCAUAGAAAUAUAAAAAAAUAAAAAAUAAAAAAAAUACUCAAAAAACAUGGCUCAACAUCUUAAUAGACAACAUAUUGAUAUUAGUAAAGAUCCAAAUGAAUGGCAUAUGACAAGAACCCCAGAAGAAUUGAAGCAAUGGAACAAGGCAAAUAGUAAAGAGUCUGUGUUGAAGAAUCUCUCCAACACCGAACGUGAAGGACAACUUGACAGAAUGAAAGAAUUGCCACAGUCGAUCCAAGACUCGUAUUAUGAACUCUCAGAUGAGAAUAACGACGCUACUGAGAUUUUUGAAAUUCCAUAUCUUACUGACCUUACGAAUGAAGAAUUAGAGAACAAAUUAGUGUUCUUCACUGAAAGAGAAGCGCGACACUUGAAUGAAGAAAGUAAAGCCCGCGCACAAGAUUGGGAAAUCGGAAUGGAAAAGUAUAUAUUAGUCAGAAACUCUAUUCAGCAAGAAAAGGAGAGUUUGCAACAGGCGGGUGAGGCUGAAAGUCGCCAAAGACUUCAGGAUCUUGAACAAGAGCUUGCGGAUAUGCAAAAAGCAAGCGUAAGCCUUCAACGCGCAGAGAAUUUCAGCUAUGCUAAGGAGCUGAUGUUGUUGACGACAGGCUUCCGUGUUAAAGGUACAAGGGUUAUAAUGGAUUAUGUUCCUUAUCGUGCAAUUAAAUUAGUGGGUGAAGAUUACUCUGCACUUGCGUACUUUAAUGACUUCAUGACUUCGAUCCCCGAAUUCCCUUUGUCAAAAGUUCCCAAGCUCAAUAAUAAAAUUUUGGCAAUGGCAUUCACUGUAAAGGGCAAGGAAUUGAGAAGUUGGCGGGAAACACUUGCGCGCCAUUUCCACCCGGAAGCAUCUGUAAAGAUUUUGCAACAUGCCAGUUUCCCUACUCCCUACGAGGAAUGUAAUCACUUUACACGGAAACCUGCUUUUACAAUUUACAUUAUUGUGUCAUGGACCUGAGGUUCCCAAAGAGAUAUAAUAAAGAUACUAAGAGUACUCUUAAAGCUCUCUCUAAUGUAAGUUUUUGUGGUCACUGCCAUACGACAGAUCACAAACGUUAUUUUUGUACAAAAGCACCAUGUGUGAAGUGUUUUUCAAAAAUCCAUACAACGGCUAACUGCCUGGAAGACGAUCAGAAAAUACAAAAAAUAACUCAACCCAAUGAUGUCGCAUUAUUACAAGAAUUAGCACUUACACUGACCACCUUAUGUGAAACCAAACCAUUCUCCUCAAUUCACUAUGAUUUCUGGACUUCCGACCGUCACUCAAACUGAUGCACCUUAUAACUACUAUAAGAGACUACAGGGUCGAAUUUGACCUCAACCCCCUUAUAAUGCUUCUUUACUUUAACAGGGCAUUUAAUAGGGUAUUGCACGUCUAUCUUGCUCAGGUACUAUGUCAAUUGAAUGUUGGACCUCGUAUUCAUCGUGCUUUAAGGGCGAUCACUGGGCAAUAACAGGCACAGAUUUACAUAAAACAGAUCCAUGGCGAGUCCUUUCCACUCCAGUUGGGAGUGUGUCAAGGAAACCCAGUGUCUCCUCUUCUUUUUAUUCUUUCUUUGGUGCCAUUUUUAUUUCAGAUUAAAAAGACUCUACUAGGAUUUAAGUUCUCCAUCCAUUCUAAUAUACCUAGCAAAUGAACAAACUACUACAAGAGGUG
Messenger RNA from [Candida] anglica, 1842 nucleotides. The record is from the annotation of a GenBank genome assembly. NCBI's taxonomy places the organism in Eukaryota, Fungi, Ascomycota, Pichiomycetes, Serinales, Debaryomycetaceae.